AUGACUCUCACAGAACGGUUUUGGAUAGCCAACAUCCUCGCCACCUUGCUGUUCGCUACAUGCGCAUCAGCAGCAGAUCCAACGGUCACCGUCCUCAAUGGCACAUACGAAGGCCUGUACCUUCCGUCCUUUGACCAAGAUGUCUUCCUCGGAAUCCCAUAUGCACAAAACACGGGCGGGCAAAAUCGGUUCCGAAUCCCACAGUCGCUAAAUACAACAUGGAACGGCACACGCGCGGCAAAAGAAUACGGCAACGCAUGUCCAGAUUUCACACCGGUUGCCGACGGCGUCUACGGCAUGAGCGAAAACUGUCUCAGCAUCAAUAUCGUUAAACCCGCUUCCCUAGCCCCUGAGCAAAAGGUCCCCGUGCUGGUCUGGAUUCAUGGCGGAAGUUACCAAGUCGGAACUAGCGCGUUGCCGAAUUAUAAUUUGACGUAUCUUGUGCAGAGGUCUGUGGAAAUUGGAAAGCCUAUCAUCGCUGCAAGUAUCAAUUAUAGGAAAGGAGGCUGGGGGAUGAUGUACUCGGUUGAGAUUCAGGGCAGUGGGAAUACAAAUCUUGCGCUAAGGGAUAUGCGCAAGGGGCUGGCUUGGGUUCAGGAGAAUAUUGGGGCGUUUGGAGGGGAUGCAGGGAAUGUGACUAUUUGGGGAGAGAGUGCAGGCAGUUUUGCAAUUGGACAAUUGCUGAUGAGCUAUGGAGGCCGAACGGAUGGGCUGUUCCAUCGAUCUAUCCAAGAAUCGGGCUCUGCUGCCACGGCAUGGUACAACGGAUCGGAUUGGUAUCAACCUAUCUACAACAAGAUUGUCAACCAGACAAAUUGCACAGACUGGCCUGACACCCUGGAGUGUCUCCGCACAAUUCCAUACGAAACGAUAUCCCAAUUCGUGGACAGUUCGAAAGUCGAAGGCCCCGGCUGGUAUCCCACCGUCGACGGCGACGUCAUCCCCAACUAUCCCACCGAGCUUCUCCGCUCCGGCCGCUUCGCACAUAUCCCCCAUCUGUACGGAACAAAUACCGACGAGGGAACCGACAACGCCCCCGUUGGCGUCAUAAACACCGACGAGGAGCUAUAUGCCUACCUCUUUGGCAGCACAGGCUACGAUUUCCCCCCCUCCGUCGUACAAGAAAUCAUGCGUCUAUACCCCGACGACCCCACCGUCGGGAUCCCACUCAACACGGGUAGCGAACGCUUCGCCGACCGCGGCUACCAAUACAAACGCAUCGCCGCCAUUGUCGGCGACGUUUUCUACCACGCGCCACGUCUUGACGACGCCCGAUGGUACUCCAAAUACAGUCCGACAUACAUCUACCGUUUCAACACACGCCCCUGGCUGAACAACACUAACGCAACCUACACCGACCUCACCGGCUCACUCGCCCCGGAUUACAAGGGUGUGCAGCAUUUCAGUGAAGUUGCGUUUGUGUAUGGAAACCCGGUUUUCGUGGGACCGUGGCCGGAAUAUCAGGCCCUGAGCAAACAAAUGAGUGCACAAUGGAUUCACUUCGUGAAUGGCGGGGAUCCGAAUGCGGAGGGUUUACCAAAGUGGCCGAAAUAUAGUGAUAGCACGAAGGGGCUGAAUUUAGUAAUACAGGCGACUGGGAGGGGCCAGAAUGGGAGUUUUGUCGAAGAGGAUACAUAUAGGUUGGAGGGCAGGGAGUAUUUGACUAAAUGGGCCCGGAGGAGGCAUGUUUGA
Messenger RNA from Lindgomyces ingoldianus, 1692 nucleotides. Its product is annotated as alpha/beta-hydrolase. The transcript has 2 exons. NCBI's taxonomy places the organism in Eukaryota, Fungi, Ascomycota, Dothideomycetes, Pleosporales, Lindgomycetaceae. The record is from RefSeq and is a predicted model, not a curated record. Bases 1 to 1692 code for a protein of 563 amino acids.